GUUAUAAAAGAAGAUUUCAAAUAAAAAUAUUGUACUUAAUUAUCAUCUGUUUAAUUGAUUAAGUUUUGUAUUUUUAAUUGAUUAUAAAAUGGGAGAUUCAAACGUACCGUUUUCAAAUGAGGAUAUUAUUAAAAUGUGUAAACCUUCUUCAGAAUCAACCAAGGACUUUAUUAUGCAACAGACAAUGUAUAGAAUCAAAGAUCCCAGAUUAUCUAUACCGUUCUAUACUGAAAUCUUGGGUAUGCAACUCUUGACUAAACUAGAUUUCCCAAAUAUGAAAUUUUCACUAUAUUUCUUGGGUUAUGAAGAUCCAAAAGACCUUCCGGAAGGGUUAAGUUCCAAAGACCGAAUCACCUGGACUUUUGGAAGGAAGGCAACAAUAGAACUAACACAUAACUGGGGAUCUGAAAAUGAUGACAGUUAUAAACCUCAUAAUGGCAACCAAGAACCUAGAGGCUUUGGGCAUAUUGGAGUGAUGGUACCAGAUGUGUACAAGGCUUGUGAACGAUUUGAACAACUUGGUGUUAAGUUUGUUAAAAAACCAGAUGAUGGAAAAAUGAAGGGUAUAGCAUUUAUAACUGAUCCUGAUGGUUACUGGAUUGAAAUAUUUAAUAAUAAAAGAGUAGGGGAUGUUAUAGCUUCUUGUUAAUUAAUAAGAUUAUGUUUUGUUUGUUUCAAUUAAAGAAAAUAAACAUAUUGUAGUUCAUUAAUUGA
Diorhabda carinulata is the source of this 714-nucleotide messenger RNA. Its product is annotated as lactoylglutathione lyase. Gene Ontology annotation, molecular function: metal ion binding; lactoylglutathione lyase activity. The coding region runs from base 89 to 649 and encodes 186 amino acids. Lineage: Eukaryota; Metazoa; Arthropoda; Insecta; Coleoptera; Chrysomelidae. The record is from RefSeq and is a predicted model, not a curated record. The transcript is spliced from 4 exons.